Messenger RNA from Pelobates cultripes (western spadefoot toad), 333 nucleotides. The record is from the annotation of a GenBank genome assembly. NCBI's taxonomy places the organism in Eukaryota, Metazoa, Chordata, Amphibia, Anura, Pelobatidae.
AUGAGUGGCAGAGGCCCCCCCAUCAAGUCUGACUGCCGUAAGGCAGAGGACCACAACAGGGAUCGGGACCUCCUGCCGCCCGCCCCCUCAUCUUCAGCCUGGUCUCCUUUGUAUGAUAGGGACCGGGCUGCUUUACAUGUAAGCCGCAAGCGGCUAAAAGCACUAUUUGCUCCGCUUGCGGGAGCUAUUUCAACUCGCUCCGAUCUAGACACAUGCUCGGAACAAGUAGUACCGCCUUCUGAACUCGCGGCAAUGACGGCUGCACUUUCAUACGAGCGAGUAUGUGAGAAGGCAUGGGAAGAGGGUGGUGGUUUCCCCGCUGACACCAAUUAA